AUGGCAACCUUAAAUUUUAUAAACACCAACAAAUAUAUAAAUAAUAGUAACAAUAAUAAUAAUAAUAAUAAUGGAAUCAUAAAUUUUAUAUUUAAUUAUCCAACAGAAAUUAAUAAAAUUAUAGAAUCAAUUGAUACUAUGAUUCAAGUAUUUCCAAUGCUUAAAGAAUUACCACUUGCCAAACAAGUAGUAACCGAUACCAGAGAAAGAUCCAAGUUUGAUGAAAAGAUCGAUACAAUUAAAAAGAAUGCAAAUAAAGAUUUUAAUGAUUUUACAAAAUCAUAUAAUAGUCAAAACCAAUCACCCAAUAACAAUAAUAACUUUAUAAUAUUAUUAAAUAAAUAUAUAAAAUUUAGAGUUUUGAUAGAGUUUAAUAAUUCAUAUCAAAGAAAAUGUAUUAAGGAUUAUUUUGGGCCAUUUCCAGAGUCUAAAGUGCCGCUAUUAUUAGCUCUAAACGAUUUAAGUGCCUUUCAUAAUUCAGCUCCAUUGGGUUUUAACGAUCUAGUGUACCGUGACUAUACUGAUAGAUAUACCAAAAUGUUUUGUGACUUUCAUUUCAAAAAUCCAAAAACUGAUGAAUCUAUUCAAAUACCGGUUUUCAAAUUGGGUAAUCAAGAAAAUAUUUCAAGUGAAAUUUUAUCCUCAAUCAUUGAGUUUAAACAAUAUAUAAAAGAUAAUAUCAAACCAUUACCACAACUACAAUGUCGUGAACAGUUAACACCAGCACAAAAUAAUAAUAAUAAUAAUAAUAAUAACCAACAACAAUCACCAACCCUCUCUCCUUUAAUUGCCUCAACAACAUUCACUUCAACUUCAACUUCAACCUCAAACUCAACUUUAAGUGAUGUUGACAAUAAUAGUAUUAUUAAGUUUAUAUUUAAAUCACCAGAAAUUAAUGAUAUUGUAAACUCGGUUAAUCAAAUGAUCAAAGUGAAUUCAAAUUUGAAAAAUGAAUUGACUCAAAUAAAAGACCUAAUGAAUAGCAAAGAGGGACUAAAAGCAACAUCUAUCAAGAUUGAAACUAUAAAAAGAAAUGCUAUAAAGUAUAUUAAAGAAGAGACGGAACUAAAAGACAAGAAAUCAAUUAUCAAGAGUGAUUUAUUUAACAAAUAUAUUCAACUUCGAGUUAUGGUAGAGUUUAGUUUUAUGUAUCAGCGUAAACAACUUAGAGAACAGCCAGAUCACAGAGCACAAAUACCAUCAAUUCAAUCCAAACGUAUGAAUGAUUUAAGUAUCUUUCAUAAUUCAUUUCCAAUGUAUAUUUAUGAUUUAGUGAAAAGAGACUACAGUUCAAAUAAGUUUCAAAGAAUCUCAAGAAAUUUUACCUUUACUUUAAAUAGUCAGCAAAUCACUAUCCCAACUUUUAAAUUGCCACAAGAAGAUAUAUCUGAUAUUAUUCAAAAUCAAUUUAAUCAAGUUUAUCAGUUAAUACAAAUUUAUAAAAAAAAUAAAAAACAUCCAUAUAAUAGUAGUAAUUUUAAUAAUAACCAUAUUAAUAUUAAUAAUAACAAUAGCAAUAAUAAUAAAGUUAAAUCACCUCCAUUUAUUGUUAAAAAUAUUUGUGAACAACAAACAUAUUCAUUUGAUCACAAAUAUCUCACUUUUGGUAGCGAUGAAGAAGAUGAGGAUGAUAGUAAAUAUUAUGAAGAAAGAAUAAAUAAUUUUUAUAACGAAUGUGAAGAUGACGAAGAUGAUGAAGAUCAAAACUAUAUAGAGCAAAAUUCCAUAUCAUUAUCCAACUCAUUAAAUACCAAUUCUUCAAUCAAUAAUAGUAUUCCGAUCAAUAGUAAUAGUUGCAACAAUAAUAAUAACAAAAAUAAUAAUUUAAUUAUAGAAAUUUUAAAUCAAGUUUUUGAAUCACCAGAAGUGAUUAAAAUAACCAAUACAUUAAAUGAAAUGAUAGAAUUAUAUCCACAGUUUAAUAAUAGUUUAGUAUUUGCAAAAGAUAUAGUGUUGGGUAAUGAGGGUAACAAGGGAUUAGACGUAAAAAUUGAAAUCAUUAGAAAGAACGCACUCAAAGAUAUUCAAGAAGAGAUGGGCUACCUUGAUCAAAUAUUAUUCAAUAAAUAUAUAACAUUUAGGCUAUUGGUGGAGUUUAGCUGGAUGCAUCAAAGAAGGUGCUUAAGAGAUUUUAUUAAUAGUCAUACUCAGCGCGAUAAGAUUCAAGGUGUCACAAUAUCAAAAUUAUUUAAUGAUCUCUCAACAUUCCAUAAUAAAAUUCCAUUAUUUUUUUAUGAUUUGGUAAAUAGAGACUAUAGCAAAUUUGAUAUGGCCAAGGAGUAUCAAUUCAAACUUGACCAAUCAAAUGACAACGAACAAGUUACAAUACCACUUUUUAAACUAUCUCCCACCGAAGGAGAUAUUUCAACUGUAAUUCAUUCAAUAUUUAACGAAAUUCAAACUCUAUCAAACUCAAUCAAAUAUAGUAAGAAAUACAGCAAUAGUAAAUCGAAAAUUAAUAAUUUAAACUCAUUGAAAGAAAAUGAUUCAUUAUUAAAUCUUUUUAAACAACUCUUUGACUAUUCAAAUUUUAACAAGAAUGAAGAUUUUUUUUCUACUCUGUUUAAUUUAAAAAAGCAAUAUCCAAAGUAUAGCGUUGAUAUAAAGUCAAUCAAAGAUCAGGCUUUAAAUAAAAAUUGUAAAGGAGACUUUUAUGAUUUAUUAAAGAGAUCCCAAUUAAUUAGACAAAAGAUUCAAAAAGAUAUAGAUGAAGUUAUGCCAAAUAUUAGAUCCAUUCGAGAUGAUACUAGCAGACCACUCAUUUAUAAUGAAUUAUUAAAUAGAAUAUCAUUGUAUCAUUUUAUUAUAGAAUACGCUCAUUUUAAUCAGAAAUUUCAAUUAAGAGAAAGUUUAGAACAAAUUAAAUCAAGCCCCGAGGCUAUCCACGAAAUUGUAGAAAGAUUAAAAGGACUUCACCAAAAUGCUACUAUGGACCUAUACAAAUUUGAACACUUACUCGUAGAUAGACUUCAAUUAGAAAAAUACUUUUAUCAAGAGUCAACAUAUACUUUGAUCGAUGGUAAAAAAGUUACUCUCAAAUUAAUGGAGUUCUCAAAUGAACCAAUUACAACAUUUAUAUUAUACUUUUUCAAGCAGGCUCAAGAAUAUAUUCAUGGCUUGAAGAUUGGUAUAUUAAAAACAAUUUUUAAGUCUUUGGAUCAAAACUCUAUCAACUUUCAAAUCAAUGAAAUGAUGAGGCUAUUUCCCAAAUAUAUCAACAGUCUUAUAGUCAUCAAAGAAACUGUUGCAUCAAAUCAGAAAGAAAUAGAAUCUAUUAUCGAGGUCUUAAAGAAACCAUUAUCAGUGACCUCAACCCUAUCUUUUGAUAUAAAACCAAAGCUAUCAAUAUUGCAUCCUUUAUAUUCAUCUUUUAGGUUACUCUUAGAAUUUAAUCAUGCUUACCAACGAAAAUGUUUAAAAGAACUCAUUGGAGAUAAAAUUGAUAAAAAACAAUUACUAUCAAAGCUUUUAAUUCAACUAGAUAGUUUCCACAAUAGUUUAUCGUUUGAAUUCAACGAUAUUAUAAAGAAAGAUUAUGAUGGCCAUACCAAAGAUAUCCUCAAACCAUUCGAAUUUUCAUUAAAUGGUAAAAAGCAAAUCCCAAUUCCAUACUUUAAAUUAUCAACAGUAGAAGAUUUAUCAAAUAUUAUCAAAGAAUUACUAAACGAAAUUAUAAAUACAGUUUAUGAUACUAGCGCAAUUAAAUCAAAUAUAAAAAGUGAAAGUAAUCAAUCUUAUAAUAAUAAUAAUAAUAAUAGUAAAAAAUUAAAUGAAGACGAGCACCCACAACCAAAAUCAUCAGGAAAUUCCUAUGCGUCUAUUGUAUCAUCACCACUACUCCAACCACAAUAUACCCCAUCCUCUAUACCAUCACCUCCACUUCUAAAUCAACAUCAAUAUCAAAUUCAAAACCAAAACCAAGAUCAACAUCAAAAUCAUCAAGAUCAUCAAGAUCAUCAAGAUCAAGAUCAACAUCAACACCAACAACUAAAGAAUAAAUCAAAUUGUUCCACAAACAAUUCUAUGGUUGAUGUUGUCGGCGUAAUAUUAAAGUUUAUAUUUGAUUAUUCAAACUUUGGUGAUGAGGAAAAAAUAUUUUCAGCUCUAAUGGAAAUGAGAACUAAAUAUGUUAAAUACCGUGGUAGUUUAUUAGAUAUAAGAGAGAAUUUUAUAUACGAUAAAGAUUAUUUUAGGGGGUUAAAAGAAAGAGUCGAUAUUGUUAAAAGAAAUAUCGAGGAACAACUAACCCAUCAUUUAAAGUCCAAUGGCAAAGAUUCAAACAGUAUAAUGGAAUUUAAACCGAUCUUUAAGUUGUUUAUGUCAUUCAGAGUCUUGGUCGAGUAUAAUAAUUUCUACCAAAGAAUUCAAAUUAAAGAACGUUUAGACAACAUCGAUUCAUCAGCAUCACCUGAAACUUAUAACUUAGCAAUUAAGAUAUUACAUGAUUUAACUAAGAUGCAUUACCAAGACACUGGUAAUGAAGUUGUUCAGUUGUUAAACGGUACGUUAUUCAACUCUCCAAUUUUCGAUGCUGAAUUCCAUUAUAGUUUGGAUAGCACCAAGCAACUUACCUCUAGAGAAUUUAAAUUUGGUGGAGAACCAAUUUCAAGUUAUUAUAAAUUGUUUAGCAACCAAACUUUAAAUUUAUUAAUGAAUGAAACAAACGGCCAAUACUUUACCGAAACUAAAGAUAAAGUUAGCAAUGAAAAUGAUGGCUCUGGUAAUCAUUUUAUACCCGACAAACAAACCGAUUCAGUUUGUAGUAAUAAUGUUUGCGUUGAGCAACAAAUUUCCCCCUCAAAGAUUUCGGCAACAAGAGAAGAGAACGAAAAGCUUUUAGAGGAAAUUAGAAAACUACAAGAAGAUAUCAAUAACUUAAAAAUGCAACACCAAAACCAAGACCAUCAAGAUAAUGAAGAGGAUCAACCAUUACCAACAUCUUUUCAACAACCCGAUAUAACCAACAACAGCAACAAUCAAAACAUAUUAAAGCAAAUAUUUCAAUCGAUAAGCGAUACAAAUGGACUACAUGAAUCAAUUAAUCAAAUGAUUUACCUGUACCCACAAUAUGCAUCAUCAUUGAAUUUAAUGAAAGAUUUAUUAAACUCCACCAACUUUAAUAUCAAAAUCGAUACAAUUAAAAUGAAUGCAAUUAGAGAAUUUAAACUGUUAAUUAAACUAAAUAAUAAUAAUGGUUUUGAUGAUACCGAUGAACAAUCGAUUACAUCCGAUAUUUUAUUCAAUCUAUAUGUAUCAUUUAGAGUUAUGUUUGAGUUUAGCUAUAUCCAUCAAAAAAAACUAUUAGAAACCUAUAUAUCAAAUAAUAGUUUAUAUUUUAGAAAUAAUGGUAUCCAAGAUGACCAACUAUUACAGAAAAUAACCUAUCAGCUAAUGGUAUUUCACAACUCUCAACCUGUUCAACUCAAAGAUUUAAUUCAAAGGGAAUAUUCCUGUCAGGUUGUCAAAGAAUUUUACUUUAAUUUCAAUGGCCAAGUUGUUGUCUCUGAUAAUGAUGAUGGAUCAUCAUUAUUUUCAAUUCAAACAUUUAAACUAUUUUCCGAUAAUAAUUUAAAUCAUCUUUCAAACAAUGAUGAUGAUGAUAUUUCAAUAGUAACCAAACAACUAUUAUUUGAAAUUCAAUCAUUAUCAAAAUCCUAUAAUAUUAUUGAUAAUAAUAAUAAUAAUAUCAAUAAUAACUAAUUUAUAAUUUUAUAAAUUUUUUUUUUGAAUAUAAAAUAAAUAAUUUAGAAAAAUAAUAUUCUUUUUUAAAAAACUAAAAAUAAAAUUUUUAUUUUUAUUUUAUCCU
Molecule: messenger RNA, 5806 nt
Organism: Dictyostelium purpureum
Lineage: Eukaryota; Evosea; Eumycetozoa; Dictyosteliales; Dictyosteliaceae
Exons: 2
Coding region: 1-5700 (1899 amino acids)
Source: RefSeq, a predicted model, not a curated record